AUGAUCCGGGCUGGCUGCUUGUGCCGGGGCUUGGGGCUCCUCCGACCCCGCCCCCUUCCGGACCCCGCUGGGGGCUCCGCGCCGCCGUCCCGACGGCUCCACACUGGCCACCCACAGCGCCGGGACCUCUUCAGCGACCUGGGGAAGGAGGUAGUGAAGUUCCGGAAGAAGUUAAAAGACAGCCUCCCGGGCAGUGAUUGGAACCCCGUGGGUACCACAAAGGGUCUCCCUCCUGAGCGCGCAGAUGUGGUCAUCGUGGGGGGAGGGGUGAUGGGCUGGUCCGUCGCCUACUGGCUGAAGGCGCUAGAGCCCCAGAGAGAUGCACUCCGCGUGGUCGUGAUUGAGAAGGACCCAACGUACUCGCAAGCCUCCACGGUGCUCUCUGUGGGAGGGAUUCGGCAGCAGUUCUCCUUGCCAGAAAACAUCCAGAUGUCCCUCUACUCAGCGUUCUUCCUGCGCACGAUCAACGAGCAUUUGGGGGUUGUGAACGAGCCGCCCAUAGAUAUUCAGUUUAACCACUCGGGGUACCUCUUCCUGGCCUCGGAAGACAGAGCUGUGGUGUUGGAGGAGAACGUGCGCAUUCAGAGGACCGAAGGAGCUGAGGUCUCCCUUCUGUCACCAGCACAACUGAAGAAGAAGUAUCCCUGGAUAAAUACCGAUGGUGUGGCUGUGGCAUCCUACGGCCUAGAAAAUGAGGGUUGGUUUGAUCCUUGGUCCCUCCUCAAUGCCUUCAGGAGAAAAGCAAUGUCCAUGGGCGUCUGUCAGUGCUUCGGAGAAGUGAUGUCCUUUUCCAUCUCUUCCCGAGAAAUAAUGACGCCUGAGGGGGAGCUGACCUUCUCCCGCAUUAACUAUGUCCGCGUCCAAAUGCCCAACAGUUUGGAGUACCAGCCAGUGGAGUGCUCCCUGGUGGUCAAUGCAGCUGGUCCCUGGUCACAGAAGCUGGCCGAGAUGGCCGGCAUUGGGAUCGGGCCACCCAACACCCAAGAAGGGAUCAAGCUACCAGUGGAGCCCAGGAAAAGGUAUAUCUUUGUGUGGCACUGUCCCGAUGGGCCUGGCCUGGACUGUCCCAUGCUGGUUGACACCACGGGGGCUUAUUUCCGCCGGGAAGGCGUUGGAGGCAAUUACUUGGGAGGCCUCAGCCCGGCAGAGGAGGAAGAGCCAGACAUCCAAGACCUGGAAGUCGAUCACAAUUUCUUCCAGGAGAAGAUCUGGCCCUAUCUGGCCCAUCGGGUGCCAGUGUUUGAGUCCCUGAAGGUGAAGAGUGCCUGGGCUGGCUACUACGACUACAACACGUUUGACCAGAACGCCGUGCUGGGCCCGCACCCGCUGGUGGAGAACAUGCUCUUCAUCACAGGGUUCAGCGGGCACGGGUUGCAGCAGUCGCCAGCGGCGGGCAAGGUUGUGGCCGAGCUCAUUCUGGAAGGCAAGUUCAGCACCAUCCACAUGGAGAAGUUCUCUUUCAACAGGUUCGUCUCUGGGAAGCAGGUCCUCGAGAGGAACAUUGUCUGAGAGCUUGGAACUAACCACCCAGCAGGUGGGUCCCACCUCCUCUCCUCCCCAGAUCUGUAACACUCUGUCCGCUCCCAUGAGCAUCUCGGAGCUCUGCAGCCUGACCGCCAGCUUGUUAGUUCAGGAUCCUGAUGUGGAAACUGAGGUACGGAGAGAAGUGACUAGCCAUGGGCCAUGCCGUCUGUUGGUGUCUGAGCUGGGAAUAGAAUCC
Molecule: messenger RNA, 1720 nt
Organism: Emys orbicularis (European pond turtle)
Lineage: Eukaryota; Metazoa; Chordata; Testudines; Emydidae
Gene: FOXRED1
Product: FAD dependent oxidoreductase domain containing 1
Exons: 11
Coding region: 1-1509 (502 amino acids)
Biological process (GO): mitochondrial respiratory chain complex I assembly
Cellular component (GO): cytoplasm
Molecular function (GO): oxidoreductase activity
Source: RefSeq, a predicted model, not a curated record